Messenger RNA from Arctia plantaginis, 645 nucleotides. The record is from the annotation of a GenBank genome assembly. Lineage: Eukaryota; Metazoa; Arthropoda; Insecta; Lepidoptera; Erebidae.
AUGGAUCCGGGUAUUCUUUGUUUCCACCAUUGUGAUCAUAAAGUGUUUUGCACUAUAAUACCAGAGAAUUGUCCAGUCUGUCAACAAAAAUUAGACAGAUAUGACUAUAACCUGCUCCCGUUCAGAGUUCCCUACCCUUUCGUAAAGGCAUCUCAGCAUCCUCGAGCGAUCGUCAUGAAGCCUACUCACGGCGAUUUCCUGAAUGACUACUACAAUUCCAAAGAUUUACACAUAGGUGUAACUAACUCCCAGGGAUGUGUGGUUGAGUUUAGUGAAGAAGGGAUCCGUGGUGUCGAUCCCAUGACCAAAAAGUGGAGUAGCUGUGAUUCAAGUGUAGAAUGGGACCAGUGUUUGCUGCUAGAACAAUUUGACGAAUUGUGGAAUGAAAUAUGGGACAGUGUCUUGCUCAAGGUGAGUUUGAGUCCUUUGUGGGAAGCGGAUCGAUACAAUGAAGAAAGACACAACUGCUUCACAUUUGUACUUGCGUUUUUGCGAGCACUUGACUGUGGAGAACUUUCAGAGAAAGCUAGGGACCCUAAACUUUUCUGCAAACAAUAUGUUGUCCCAAGAACAUCUGCUGCAGGAAAGUAUAUUUCUCUAUACAGGCAGCUCAAAAGGCAAAGCUAUUUUAUACAGAACCAAUGA